Penaeus monodon (black tiger shrimp) is the source of this 838-nucleotide messenger RNA. Its product is annotated as zinc finger X-chromosomal protein-like. The record is from RefSeq and is a predicted model, not a curated record. The transcript has a single exon. Lineage: Eukaryota; Metazoa; Arthropoda; Malacostraca; Decapoda; Penaeidae. The coding region runs from base 561 to 803 and encodes 80 amino acids.
UAAAGACUGCAGAAAGUAAUUCUUUUCGGACACAGUAUAUUUUUUGAUAAGUAAAAAUAAAAAAAGAAAAUAAUUUAGUUAAUAUCUUUUGUUUUUGUUCCAUCCUUGUUUGUUUAUCAUUUUUGUUAAAGGUCACUGUAGGAAGUGGAUGUGUAGGGAGCUUUUAAAGAACAUUCAAGAUUCAUGGCCAAGAAAAUAAGAAAAGUUGAGAUGAUUAUUGUAGGUGUUAUCUUAUGAUUGUGAUAAUAGAAAAGCUAUGAUAUUCCUUAUUUUAUUGAAUUGGAAUAAACUGUGACAGGAAUUUCUGAUAAAAGAAAGACGCUGUAAUUGGCAAUGAAGUUUAAAAGUUUGAUGAAAUGAUGAUCUGUUCUUGAAGAAAGAGAAAAUACCAUACUUUCAGUUUUUCUUCCAAAAUCACUCCUUGACACUGAAGAUGAGGAAAAUUACUUUUGUUGGGACAGGGGAAUUACACACUGUUGGCGUGCUUUUUUUUAAGAAGUUGCUUGGCUGGUACAUGGUAGUGACGCUGUUGGGUCUCUUUGCAGUGGGCGGCCCCCCAGAUGUACAGUGGGCGGGUGUUGGGUGGGCGGCCAGUCACGUGUCCGAUCUGUGGGCGCAGCGUGAGUCGCAGCGAUCACCUCAAGACCCAUCUGCGCACCCACACUGGGGAGAAGCCUUACAUCUGCCACAGUUGCCCCUACCGCUCCUCAGAUAGCAGCAACCUGCAGAAGCAUGUCAAGAAGCACCACCAACCUGCACCCUUGCAGCCGCAGACAUCACAUGUCCACCAUCAGCCUUUAUAGAAACACUCGAACCAAAUGGAAGUUACGAUACCGUG